Molecule: messenger RNA, 1038 nt
Organism: Gymnogyps californianus (California condor)
Lineage: Eukaryota; Metazoa; Chordata; Aves; Accipitriformes; Cathartidae
Gene: DBX1
Product: developing brain homeobox 1
Exons: 4
Coding region: 1-1038 (345 amino acids)
Biological process (GO): regulation of transcription by RNA polymerase II; cell differentiation in spinal cord
Molecular function (GO): DNA binding; DNA-binding transcription factor activity, RNA polymerase II-specific
Source: RefSeq, a predicted model, not a curated record
AUGAUGUUCCCCAGCCUCAUCGCUCCGCCGGCCGUCUACCCCAGCCUCCUGCGGCCGACUCCCACCCUCACCUUGCCUCAGUCGCUGCAGUCAGCUUUUUCCAGCCAUUCCAGCUUCCUGGUGGAAGAUUUGAUCCGGAUCAGCAGGCCCACCAGUUACCUGCCCAGGACUGCCCCCCCGCCCAGCAUGUCCCCCCCAACCUCGGCGGCCAGGACGGACUCGGGGACGCCGGAGCUCACCAGCUCCACCACCGCCGCCGGCUCCAGGAGGAUCUGUUCGCCACAGACUUCCAGCAGCGACUCCACUUUCCUGAAGUUUGGAGUCAACGCCAUCCUCUCCUCCGCCCCCCGCGCCGAAACUUCCCCUGCGUUGCUUCAGAGCGUCCCUCCAAAGACUUUCUCCUUUCCGUACUUUGAAGGAUCCUUCCAGCCCUUUAUCAGAUCUUCCUAUUUCCCAGCCGCCUCCACCGUGGUCCCCAUCCCCGGCACCUUCUCCUGGCCGCUGGCUGCCCGUGGCAAACCCCGCCGCGGCAUGCUGCGCCGCGCCGUCUUCUCUGACGUGCAGCGCAAGGCACUGGAGAAGAUGUUCCAGAAGCAGAAGUACAUCAGCAAACCCGAUAGGAAGAAGUUGGCGGCCAAGCUGGGCCUCAAGGACUCGCAGGUGAAGAUCUGGUUCCAGAACAGGAGGAUGAAGUGGAGGAACUCCAAAGAAAGAGAGCUCCUCUCUUCUGGUGGUUGCAGAGAACAGACCCUACCCACCAAGUUCAACCCUCACCCAGACCUCAGUGAUGUAGGCAAGAAAUGUUCAGGAGAGGAGGAGGAGGAGGAGGAAGUUCCCCCCGUGUGCCCAGCCAGCCCCCAGCAUCCCUUAACCUACCACCAGUCCCCCGAACAUCUACACUUGAGGGACAGACUGGACUCCCAGAUGUCUCCUUCUCCGUCCCAUUCUAGCAGCCCCAGCAAACCUUCAGACUUCUCAGACUCAGAGGAAGAGGAUGAUGAAGGGGAAGAGGAAGAGGAGGAGAUAACAGUCUCUUAG